Messenger RNA from Daldinia caldariorum, 1517 nucleotides. Its product is annotated as actin family. Gene Ontology annotation, cellular component: actin cortical patch; Arp2/3 protein complex. The coding region runs from base 164 to 1339 and encodes 391 amino acids. Lineage: Eukaryota; Fungi; Ascomycota; Sordariomycetes; Xylariales; Hypoxylaceae. Gene Ontology annotation, biological process: Arp2/3 complex-mediated actin nucleation. The record is from RefSeq and is a predicted model, not a curated record. The transcript has 3 exons. Gene Ontology annotation, molecular function: actin filament binding.
ACUAAACUGACGAACGCCUCGCCUCAACCUCCCCAAAACCUAAACCCCGCCAUCGAAGCUGUAAGCAGCCUCGCCAAACAGUUGGCGAAUACGGUUUAACGUCAUUCCAACUCUUUGGUCUUCAUUCUUUUUUUAGACGUUGCCGAAAAAUAUCAUCGAAAACAUGGCUGCUCCUCCUCCCAUCGUUCUCGAUGGAGGUACCGGUUUCCUCAAGGUCGGAUACGCCGCGCAAAACUUCCCCGAAUUUCAAUAUCCUUCUAUCAUCGGCCGACCCAUCUUACGGACGGAGGAGAAAGGCAGUGACAAUGACAUCGUGCUCAAAGAUAUUAUGUGCGGUGACGAGGCCGCGGCUGCACGGACCAUGCUCCAAGUCUCCUAUCCUAUGGAGAACGGUAUCGUGAAGAAAUGGGACGACAUGCAGCACCUCUGGGAUUACACAUUCUACGAGAAGAUGAAGAUCGACCCCCGAGGACGUAAGAUCCUGCUCACCGAACCCCCCAUGAACCCCCUAAAGAACCGGGAACAGAUGUGCGAGGUCAUGUUUGAGCGAUACGGUUUCGGAGGCGUCUACGUAGCUAUUCAAGCUGUGUUGGCCUUGUAUGCUCAAGGUCUGAGCUCCGGUGUCGUCGUCGAUUCCGGUGACGGAGUUACGCAUAUUGUUCCCGUUUACGAGUCGGUCGUUCUAAACCACCUGACUCGGAGGCUUGACGUAGCCGGGCGAGACGUGACGCGUAACCUCAUCGCCCUACUUCUACGGCGAGGAUAUGCACUCAACCGAACAGCCGAUUUCGAGACCGUGCGUCAGAUUAAAGAGAAGCUGUGUUAUGUUUCGUACGAUCUAGAAUUGGACAAGCGUCUCAGCGAGGAUACGACGGUAUUGGUGGAGAGCUACACACUACCCGACGGACGAGUAAUCCGAGUGGGUAGUGAGCGGUUUGAGGCUCCCGAGUGUCUCUUCCAGCCUCACUUGGUAGAUUGCGAACAGCCGGGCAUCGCCGAGUUCCUUUUCAACACCAUCCAGGCCGCCGAUGUUGACGUGCGCGCGUCGCUCUUCAAAGCAAUCGUCUUGUCCGGUGGCAGCAGCAUGUAUCCUGGCCUCCCCUCGCGACUGGAGAAGGAGCUGAAACAAUUAUGGCUUACUCGUGUACUUGGAGGUAACCCUGAAAGGCUAAACAAGUUCAAGGUGAGGAUAGAGGACCCUCCUCGCCGCCGUCAUAUGGUUUUCUUGGGCGGAGCAGUGCUGGCGAACAUCAUGGCCGACAAAGAGAGUAUGUGGAUCACGCAACAGGAAUGGGCUGAGCAAGGGCCGAGGAUUCUAGAGAAGCUAGGGCCGCGAUAAAAGCCUAGCAAGCCCAUUUUAACGAACAGCUAAGGGGGAGUUCAGAGGGCAACGCCAGUGGAGUUUAUAAAGUUGUAGCAAAAUGACUUAAAGAUGGCUUUUAAGUGAACCUUAUCAGCGUAAAGCGACAUUGAUUUUAGUUACCUAUUUCAUGCAAUGCGAUUCAAAUUACACGUAA